Fusarium coffeatum is the source of this 3474-nucleotide messenger RNA. RefSeq lists its product as uncharacterized. The record is from RefSeq and is a predicted model, not a curated record. Gene Ontology annotation, biological process: DNA-templated transcription. The transcript has 4 exons. The coding region runs from base 1 to 3474 and encodes 1157 amino acids. Lineage: Eukaryota; Fungi; Ascomycota; Sordariomycetes; Hypocreales; Nectriaceae. Gene Ontology annotation, molecular function: DNA binding; DNA-directed RNA polymerase activity; ribonucleoside binding. Gene Ontology annotation, cellular component: RNA polymerase III complex.
AUGCCUACGGUCGACGAUGGCUUCGAAGCUCUCCUAGAGCCAUUCUACAAUGGCAAGAAGCUCACAGAUCCCAUUUCUACAAAGGAAGACAAGUUCCAGCUCUUGCCCGCCUUCCUCAAAGUCAAGGGUCUUGUCAAGCAGCACAUUGACUCAUACAACUUCUUCGUCGAGCAGGAGAUCAAAGACAUUGUACGCGCCAACCGAACGAUCAGAAGUGAAGUAGACAGCAACUUUUGGCUAGAGUUCACAGACAUUCGAGUCGACAAGCCCCGGCGUCAAGAUUGGCAAGAUGCAAAAUCACACACCGAAGUCACUCCCAUGGAGUGUCGCCUACGAGAUAUGACAUAUGCUGCACCAAUUUCCGUCGACAUUCAAUACAUCCGAGACAAGCAGAGGAUCGUACGUAAGAAUGUGCCCCUCGGACGCAUGCCAGUCAUGCUCAAGAGUUCCAUAUGCCGCCUUUUCGAAGCGAACAAUACACAGAUGGAGGAGAUGAAUGAAUGCCCGCUUGAUCCUGGUGGUUAUUUCAUUAUUGGUGGAACAGAGAAAGUCAUUCUCAUCCAGGAGCAGCUGAGCAAGAACCGUAUCAUUGUCGAAGCAGACGAGAAGAACAACAUUAUUUCCGCCUCGGUCACCAGUUCGACACACGAGCGAAAAUCGAAAACCUACGUUACGCUGAAAAAGGACAGGAUUCUCCUCACACACAACGUUUUGGUUGAGGGGAUUCCUAUUGUUAUCAUCUUGAAGGCGCUGGGUGGAUUGUCAGACAUGGAAAUCAUGCAGCUCGUGGCAGGAUCCGAUGGACGAUACCAGGACGAAUUCCUUGUAAACUUUGACGAAGCCACCAAGGUCGGUGUUUUCACCCAGCACCAAGCCUUGGAGUACAUCGGAGCCAGAGUCAAGAUGGCACCUCGCAGAGGAAUCUUUGGUCCUCAGGUUCGCCGUAACCACGUCGAAGAAGGGCUUGAUGCUCUGGCUAACCUGGUUAUUGCUCACGUACCCAUCGAAGGACUCGAUUUCUAUCCAAAGGCUAUCUAUGUGGCUAUGAUGACCCGAAGGGUUCUUAUUGCUGCUCACAACCCUAAGCUCGUGGAUGACCGAGAUUUCGUGGGAAACAAGCGACUUGAGCUUGCUGGUCAACUUCUCUCACUUUUGUUCGAAGAUUUGUUCAAGCAAUUCACCACCAACGUGAAGAUGUCGAUCGAUAAAUUUCUCAAGAAAAAUAAUAGGGCUGUCCCUCUCGAUGCUGUCAAUAUGAUUAGCAACCACGCGAACAACAUCGGUUACGGAAUCAAUCGCGCCAUUCAGACCGGAAACUGGAAUGUCAAACGUUUCAAUAUGAACCGAGCGGGUGUCACCCAUGUUCUGAGUCGACUCAGUUAUAUCGCUGCUCUUGGCAUGAUGACAAGAAUUAGCAGUCAGUUCGAAAAAACACGAAAGGUCUCCGGUCCUCGUGCGCUUCAACCAUCGCAAUGGGGUAUGCUCUGUACGUCAGAUACGCCUGAAGGUGAAGCCUGUGGUUUGGUAAAGAACUUGGCUCUGAUGACUCAUAUCACCACCAAUGUGGACGAAGAGCCUGUCAAAAGAUGGAUCUUCACACUUGAUGCUGGUGUCGAGCCUAUCCGCAACUUCUCUGGUGCUGAGAUGCAUCGGGAGGGGAGCUACAUCAUCCAUGUGAAUGGUACACCGUUCGCGUUGACUCGAUAUCCAAAACGAUUUGCUCAAAAGUUCAGAACGAUGCGUCGAAGAGGAUGGAUCUCUCCCUUUGUUGGUAUUAACAUCAAUACCCACUUCAACGCCGUUCAUAUUGCUACCGAUGAAGGACGAAUUUGCCGACCUUAUAUCAUUGUUAAGAACGGUAAGCAGAAGCUUAAGCCCGAGCAUUUGCGACUACUUCAGAUGGGUAAGGCCACUUUCGACGACUUCCUGAACCGAGGAAUUGUCGAGUACCUUGAUGUGAACGAGGAGAACGACGCACUCAUCACCAUUUAUGAACACCAAGUGACUCAGAGUACCACUCACUUGGAAAUCGAGCCAUUUACUGUCCUCGGAGCCGUUGCAGGAUUGAUUCCUUUCCCUCACCAUAACCAAUCGCCUCGAAACACCUACCAAUGUGCUAUGGGUAAACAGGCUAUUGGAGCCAUCGCCUAUAACCAGUUUAACCGUAUCGAUACUCUGCUAUAUACUCUCGUCUAUCCUCAACGACCUAUGGUUAUUUCCAAGACGAUUCAACUUAUUGGCUACGACAAGCUUCCCGCAGGUCAAAACGCCACUGUUGUUGUCAUGUCAUACUCAGGAUACGAUAUUGAAGAUGCUUUGGUCCUGAAUAAGGCGUCAAUCGACAGAGGUUUUGGCCGAUGUCAAGUUUUCAGAAAAUACACUACGGAACUGCAGAAAUACCCCAACGGACGCAGAGAACGUAUCGGAGAUCCUGAGAACGAAGGCGAAGGCAAGAUCAAACGUCGCAUCGCUAAGCACGAGGCUCUAGACGACGACGGCCUGGCAAUUGUUGGUUAUAAGGUGAACAGCGGCGAAGCUAUGGUCAAGAAGGAGACGCCACUCGAUCAAACAAGCACUGGUAUUGGACUGGACCGCGGACCCGGCGAGUUCCGCGACUCGUCCGUCUCUUACCGAAUCGCAGAUCCCGCGUACAUCGACAAGGUUAUGAUCUCUCAAACUGAGAAGGAUACUACGGUCAUCAAGGUCCAGACCAGACAGACUCGACGACCCGAGCUGGGAGACAAGUUCUCGUCUCGUCACGGUCAGAAGGGUGUUGUGGGUAUUAUUGUAGAGCAGGAAGACUUGCCCUUCUCGGACAGCGGGUUGAGCCCUGACAUUAUUAUGAACCCUCACGGUUUCCCCUCCCGAAUGACUGUCGGCAAGCUGCUCGAGUGUCUUACAGGAAAAGCUUCUAUUGUUCACGGUCGACCUGAUUAUGGCUUCGGUGAUGCUUUCCGCUCUCACCCACUGGAGGAGAUGAGUCAAGUGCUGGUCGACCAUGGAUUCUCAUGGGAAGGCAAGGAUUACUUCACAUCCGGUAUCACUGGAGAACCGUUAGAAGCUUAUGUCUUUAAUGGGCCCAUCUAUUACCAGCGACUUAAGCACAUGGUGCAGGACAAGAUGCAUUCUCGAUCUCGAGGUCCACGAGCUAUCUUGACGCGUCAGCCUACAGAAGGUCGUUCGCGAGACGGUGGUUUGCGUCUGGGAGAAAUGGAACGUGAUUGUCUGAUCGCCUACGGUGCUUCUCAACUUCUGCUGGAACGACUUAUGAUCAGCUCGGAUGGUACCGAGAUUGACAUUUGCCAGCAAUGUGGUUUGUUCGGAUACAAGGGUUACUGUCACACAUGCAAGAGCACCAGGGAGGUUACCAAGAUGACGAUGCCGUACGCAGCGAAGCUGCUUGUGCAGGAGCUUAUCAGUAUGAACGUUGGUGUACGACUCCAGAUGGAUGACGAGUUUCCCCAUCCCAGGUAA